This is a messenger RNA of Exophiala bonariae, 1512 nucleotides long. RefSeq lists its product as uncharacterized. The transcript has a single exon. Gene Ontology annotation, biological process: polysaccharide biosynthetic process. Gene Ontology annotation, molecular function: acyltransferase activity, transferring groups other than amino-acyl groups. NCBI's taxonomy places the organism in Eukaryota, Fungi, Ascomycota, Eurotiomycetes, Chaetothyriales, Herpotrichiellaceae. Bases 1 to 1512 code for a protein of 503 amino acids. Gene Ontology annotation, cellular component: membrane. The record is from RefSeq and is a predicted model, not a curated record.
AUGGAGCAAUACGUACCACUUGUCACUCGGGACACCCCGAGUAUACACCCCGAGCAGCAUGAUUCCGUCGCGGCGUCAGAUGUGGAUUUCGAAAGACCCGAUGGCCUACCACUGCCGAGAUGGUACCAGCUGCCUAGAUGGAAUGCAUCACCGAAAUGGGAACUAACAACAGGCUGGAAUAACUGGUCAUGGCAUGGCAUACCCGAUGCGAAAACUUCCUUGUGGGGCAUAUUAUCAUUUAUUGGCACUUUGUUGCCGAGAUACGCGCAACCUGGAGGUUUAAAAGUCAAAGGAGAGCUACAUCCUACAGCGUAUUUAGACGCAUUGAGAGGGUGGGUAGCCAUUCUCGUCAUGAAUUAUCAUACUUUCGGCAACAAGGCGACGAUACUCGAAAAACCCUUGUUCAGUGCCUUUCUCAACGGGCGAGCCAUGGUGGAUAUAUUCUUUGUCAUCUCAGGAUACGUUCUGAGCUACCGACUUCUUAGAAUGAUACGCAAUCACGAGCCAGGUUUUCAGAAAGCAUUGGCUUCCUCGACGUUUAGGCGAUGGCUGCGACUUUAUGCUUCGACCGCUAUUGCAUCACUUGUCACUGCUAUUGCCGUAUAUCUUGGCUGGUGUCGCCCAGAGUUCAGAAAGGCUACGUUCCUUGCUCAAUUAGAUCAUUGGAUGUGGGACACUGUUGCUGCAACUAGUCCAUUUGCCAACAUCAACGGCUAUUGGUCUCGCGAUGUGUUUCGAACCCAAUACCUUGAUCAGAUGUGGACUAUCCCUGUUGAAUUUCGAGGCAGUCUCGUCGUCUUCUGGUUCUGUGCCGCGGCUGCGUGCUUGUCUACAAGAGGGAGAAAGAUCUUUUGCUGCGUGGUGAUGGCACUCUGCUAUCUAUGGGCAACUGCGUAUGCUGGGAUUUUCCUCCUAGGAGUUCUUAUCGCGGAUUUCUCAUUCGAUCGCUACCCUGAGAGACUUUCUCGUAUUCGACUGGCCCAGCAACAGAAUCUGGACACAUUACCGGAGAAGGCGUGCCAACGACAGUCUCCGUUCGCCAAAGCAGGAUAUGUUUGCCUACUCCUGGUGGCGAUGUUCCUUCUUGGGCAGCCGCCCACCGAGUUCGGCUACGCAAACUAUUUUCUAUGGCCAACUCUGAGCAAGGCCAUUCCCUGGUACUACCCUCCUGAGCUGGGUCAACAUGUUUGGUUGUCCGUUGGAUCUGGUCUCUUGGUCUUCACCCUAGACAGAUGCCGCAUGCUUCAAAUUCCUCUGGAAUCGGGAUUUUCUCAAUAUUUGGGCGAUCUGUCCUUCGGUGUGUACGCCAUGCAUAACACUGUAAAUUGGUGUCUUUAUAUGCCCUACGUUGAACCAUGGCGGGCCAUACAUCUAGGCGAUGGUUUCUUUUCCGGCCUUCCUGGUAUGGUCUUCACCACUUUGGUUAUUCUCUGGGUAGCGGAUUAUUUCACGAGGAUUGAUAAUUGGGUAGUUUGGUUGGGGAAAUGGCUCGAGUCAAAGACAUUUGUUUGA